Brassica oleracea var. oleracea is the source of this 2774-nucleotide messenger RNA. RefSeq names its product phytosulfokine receptor 1-like. Gene Ontology annotation, cellular component: plasma membrane. Gene Ontology annotation, biological process: hormone-mediated signaling pathway. The record is from RefSeq and is a predicted model, not a curated record. The transcript has 2 exons. Bases 517 to 2676 code for a protein of 719 amino acids. Lineage: Eukaryota; Viridiplantae; Streptophyta; Magnoliopsida; Brassicales; Brassicaceae. Gene Ontology annotation, molecular function: protein binding.
CUUGAAUUUUAAACCAAAUUAAGCAGUUAAAGUUCCUAAUUAAUAGUGAUAUCUGUUGAUCGCUUCUUGUUGCUUGAAUACUUUGGCUGGUUGUCAAGAUUUGAAGCUACGGGCUACAGCUAACCAGGGCUUUCAUUUCAUCAUUUGUCAAUGGUCUAGAUGUGCUUUAAUGAGAUCGUCGAUGCAGCAGAUCUUGAUGUCCUGGAUCACCCUACCCUAACUACACAUUACCUAUUGGUGGAGAUAUUGCCUUCUUCUCUGCUCCUCUUUAUCCCAAGAAAGCUUCCACCAAAACGAGGUUUCACACAGUAACUGAGAUUGUAGAUGGAGAUGUAUGCGGAGAAUCGAAAGAACGCGGUCUCAGAUGUUAAGAGUUAACAGUAUCGAGAAUCCGGUUCAGGAAUUAACCGAAAUCUCUCAGUCAACGGAAAAGAACUUUCGGAGUCAACAGUCAAUCAUCAUCUCCCCUUUUCCGUGUAUUCACAUGUCUUCACCUACUCCUCCGACAUUUGUUGAAUGUUCCGUCAAAGUUUCGAUUCUAAUAUCAUAAUUCACUUUUCUCUCUCUUCCUCUUGCGACAUGGGGGUUCUUCGCCAUUACUGGUCGGUGAUGAUCAUACUUGUUGUCGUAGAGCUCUGCAUCUACUCAUCAAGCUCUCAGAGCCUCACGUGCCAUCCACGUGACCUAGAGGCCUUGCGUGACUUCAUCAACGAGCUCGCCCCCAAACCAGAUAGUUGGACCUUCAGUUCAAGUGGAGAUUGCUGUGAGUGGGAGGGGAUCACAUGUAGUAACUCUUCUUCUUCGCUUCGCUUAAACGAUCCGGAAAACACUGUGAGAGUCACCACGCUGAAGCUUGUGAACAAAAAGCUGUCCGGUAAGUUGUCUGAAUCUUUUGGGCGGCUGCAUCAGCUUAGAGUUCUAAAUCUCUCUUGCAACUUCGUCUCAGGCUCCAUCCCUUCUUCGGUUUUCAAUCUCAAAAACUUAGAAGCUCUAGAUUUGAGCUCUAAUCUCUUCACUGGGUUAAUCCCUGAGAGUUUGAAUCUUCCUUCACUGAAAAGUCUCAGUCUUUCAUCAAACAUGUUGAACGGUUCGCUUCCUGUGCAUAUAUGUCACAACUCUACCGACCUUAAGCUGAUCAGACUCGAGUCCAACAGAUGCUCCGGAGACUUUCCAUCUGGGUUCAAGAAAUGUGCUCUGCUCCAACAUCUCUUCCUUAGCGGGAACGAACUCACUGGUAACAUACCUGAGGAUCUCUUUCACCUUCAAAGGUUGAGUCUUUUGGAGAUUCAAGAGAACGGUCUCUCUGGUUCGCUCAGUCCUGCGCUUGGUAACCUCUCCAGCCUCGUUCAUAUCGAUGUCUCAUCGAAUAGAUUCUCUGGGGAGAUCCCUGAUGUGUUCAAGAAACUGUCAAAUCUAGAGUAUCUAAUGGCUGAGUCUAAUAGAUUCACAGGAGGGAUCCCUAAGUCCUUGGCAAAUUCAAAAACUUUGAGAUUGUUGAACUUGAGGAACAACUCAUUGAGUGGUCCUUUGUAUCUGCACUGUGCUGUGAUGACUAACUUAACCUCACUUGAUCUGGGGUCUAAUAAGUUCAAUAGCUCUUUGCCGGAACAUCUACCGUCUUGCAGACAACUGAGUUACGUUAGUCUAGCGCGGAACCAAUAUGAUGGGCAGGUCCCAGAGAGCUUCAAGGACUUCCAUAGCUUGUCUUAUUUAUCUCUCUCAAACUGCAGUCUUGUUAACAUUUCAUCAACUCUUCACAUUCUUCAGCACUGCAAGAACCUGACAACUCUGGUUCUUUCUUUAAACUUCCAUGGAGAGAUGUUGCCUGAUGACCCGAGUCUUCGUUUCAAAAAGCUCAAGGUACUUGUUGUUCCGAAUUCUAGGCUUACUGGUUCAAUGCCAAGAUGGUUGAGCAAGAGCAGUAAUCUAGAGCUGUUGGAUCUCUCGUGGAACAGUUUAACCGGAGCUAUACCAAAUUGGAUCGGUGGUUUCACCAAUCUUUUCUACUUGGAUUUGUCGAACAACUCCUUCACAGGAGAGAUCCCAAAGAGUUUGACACGGCUGCAUAGCCUCAUAAGCCAAGAAAUUUCAGUUGAGGAGCCGUAUCCAGAUUUCUCAUUCUACUUGUAUAGAUUUGGAAGAGCUCAGCCAUACAAUCAUGUUUUCAGAUUUCCACCAACGCUUGAACUCAGCCUAAACAAUCUCUCUGGACCCAUUUGGGAGGAGUUUGGAAACUUGAAGAGCCUCCAUGUUUUUAACCUGAAUGACAACAGAUUAUCAGGACAUAUCCCUAGCUCGCUUUCAGGAAUGACAAGCUUGGAGGUUCUUGAUCUGUCAAAUAACCAUCUUUCCGGUUCAAUCUCGUUAUCUCUGCAGAACCUAACAUUCCUGUCCAAGUUCAGUGUUGCAAACAAUAGUCUCUCAGGGAGAAUCCCUACUGGUGGUCAGUUUCAAACGUUUCCGAACUCGAGCUUCGAGGGCAACCAUGUUUGUGGUGACCACCGCGGGUUUGAUUGCCAAGCAGAUACACCAGACCUACAACCACCAAAUACCAGUGAUGAGAGUGACAACAGUGGUGGUGACUUUGCCUUGGAUUUUUCAUAUGGAGUGGCUCUUGGGUUUGGUUUAUCGUUUGUUGUUGUUAUUGCUUUCCGUCAGAAGCUGUUUCGAUUUUAAUCUUCACAGCAUCAACGUUCAUGUUACACAAUUUACCACAAUGUUUGAUUAUGGGACUGUUUAUGUCAAUAAAUAAUGUAGAUACUCUGUUUUACUCA